Molecule: messenger RNA, 739 nt
Organism: Corylus avellana
Lineage: Eukaryota; Viridiplantae; Streptophyta; Magnoliopsida; Fagales; Betulaceae
Product: large ribosomal subunit protein uL18c
Biological process (GO): translation
Cellular component (GO): ribosome
Molecular function (GO): structural constituent of ribosome; 5S rRNA binding
Source: RefSeq, a predicted model, not a curated record
AAGGUGUAAAGGAGGCGGUGGGUAAGACUGAAUACUGCGGAGAGAGAAAGAGAGAAAGGGAGGAAGGAGAGAAUGUCUACUUCCACUUGGUUCCUUCAGAGUGCAUUGGCCUCUUCCCAGCAGCUAUGGAUGGGGCCGAAGUUGGUGGCCGCUGCUGCAGCUCCAAGCCCACACCCAUCUCCAUCUCUAUCUCUUGUUGUUGAAGCCAAAUCCAGAACCAGAAGAGAAGACAGGACCGCGCGCCAUACUCGCAUUAGAAAGAAGGUUGAAGGGACCCCAGAAAGGCCAAGGUUGUGUGUCUUCCGCUCCAACAAGCAUCUCUAUGUCCAGGUAAUUGAUGACACCAAGAUGCACACGCUUGCUUCGGCUUCAACCAUGCAGAAACCCAUCUCUGAGGAGUUCGACUAUAGCUCUGGUCCCACUAUUGAUGUGGCAAAGAAGGUGGGUGAAGUCAUUGCAAGGUCCUGUUUGGAGAAAGGAAUCACAAAAGUGGCCUUUGACAGAGGUGGAUACCCAUACCAUGGACGCGUUGAAGCCCUUGCUAAUGCAGCUCGGGAACAUGGUCUUCAAUUCUGAGAUUUUGAUAGUUAAUUUUUUCUUUCGAACAAGUUUUCUGUCUAAUUUAGAAUCUUGUGAUGGAAGACUGAGGCAACUUGUGAAUGGGACUCUUUUCUCUUUGGAAAUGCUUUUAUUUAUGUUCAAAUAUUAAUUUAAAUUGUCAAGUCCAUCAUUUUCUACC